This is a messenger RNA of Colletotrichum fioriniae, 1212 nucleotides long. The record is from RefSeq and is a predicted model, not a curated record. Lineage: Eukaryota; Fungi; Ascomycota; Sordariomycetes; Glomerellales; Glomerellaceae.
AUGGCUGGUAUCGCCCCUGGAAAGACCUUCAUCCCUGGGUUGGACUUCAGCAGCCAGUCUUAUAGCAAACUCAGUGAGAAGGUUGAGGCCGACGUCAGCCGUGCUCAUGAGAUCAUCAAGGAAAAGCUUCCCUUGCUCGCCCAGCUGAACGCACUCAUCUCCUUGACGUUCGGAGAUCAUGCCCCAGUCUUCGUGGAUGCUCGUUCAUCUGAAGCGAAGUUCCUCGACUCUUGCUCCGAUGAGCCAGACACAAAAGUCACAAUCAAGCCCGAGAACAUCUCUCAGUUCUACGAGGGCAAGCUCGAGCCUCGAUAUGGCCUUUUCAAGGACGCAUUCUUCCACGAGGCCUCAAUGCCAAAGGGCAACGUCCCCAUCGCCAUCAAGUUCGCCGACCUCCUCACUCCCAACCCUCCUGUACCGCCCAAGAAGGUCGUGCCAGGCGCCUUUGCCCGUCUCCCUGAGCCGACAGAGGAUAUUGAUCAAGUCAAGCGGGAUAUCAAGGAGUUCGGCUACGGUGAACGCAAAGCCGGUGUCUCCGCCACGGACGGUGGUCCUGAUGCGCCCAACCAGCGCAUCUGGACUCUUAUCAACAAGGGAGAGGAGUUCCUCGAUCUUCUCAACCACCCUCUGAUCGAUGAGAUUGUCCCCUGGUUCCUUGGCGAGCACGCCCUCAUUCAUAGCUACAGCGCCAACAUUGCCCGCCCUGGUAAUGUCCCCAUGCAACUUCACACGGACCAAGUCGCCAUCCAGCCGCCAGUUCGCGAGCUCGCUUUUGGCCUUAAUAUCAUGUGGUAUCUCGAGGACAUCACCGAGAAAAACGGUGGCACCCGUGUGUUCCCUGCGUCUCAUCUGGGUCAGAUUGCCCCUGACGAUCUGUUCACUGUCGAUGGCACCGUCGCCGCCGAGGGGCCUUCUGGCACUGCCUUAGUGUUCGACAGUCGGUUGUGGCAUGCUACGGGCCCCAAUCGUGAGGAGUCUGGCGAGCGCCCCGUCAUUCUGAUAUUCUUCAUGCGGUCUUUCAUUCGACAGCAGGAGAACAAUUUCCUGUCGUUGCGCAAGGAUGUCGAGGCUAAGUUGUCUGACCGCCACAAGCGCCUUCUUGGUUUCUGCACUACGGGUGCAUUGGGGGGCAUUGAGGGAGAAGUCCGGGAGGGUAUCUUCGUAACGAGGAAGGAUGAUUGUGUUGGAACAUUGCGUGCCGCUCAUGAAUGA